Molecule: messenger RNA, 772 nt
Organism: Aspergillus japonicus CBS 114.51
Lineage: Eukaryota; Fungi; Ascomycota; Eurotiomycetes; Eurotiales; Aspergillaceae
Exons: 2
Coding region: 110-535 (141 amino acids)
Source: RefSeq, a predicted model, not a curated record
UCUUUCAUUGACCAUUGUCCUGCUCGAUUACUGUAUUUUGGUUCUCCUUUUCACACGGCACCCACCCAAUCGACUUCCAACUCCUCCAUUGGCAAUUAUACCACUCAUCAUGCAUUUCACCACCGUGCUUUACUACGGCCUGGCCGCGUUGGCCCUCACCCAUGCUGCUCCAAUCCUCGGAGACUCCUCCAGACGCGAAGUAGCCGAUGGGGAUGACCAGGUCGCCUAUACUUGGGCCGUACCGGAGAGUCGCAAACGAGAAGACGGGGACGAUAAGGUAGCCUAUACCUGGGCCGUACCGGAGACUCGGAAGAGGGAAGAUGGUGACGACAAAGUCGCAUAUACCUGGGCCGUGCCGGAGACUCGGAAGCGUGCAGAUGGUGAUGACAAGGUAGCCUAUACCUGGGCCGUGCCGGAGAGUCGCAAGCGAGAGGAUGGUGACGACAAAGUGGCCUACACCUGGGCCGUACCGGAGAGUCGCAAGCGGGAAGACGGCGACGAUAAGGUAGCCUAUACCUGGGCUGUGCCUGAAUAAAAGAAAGCGAAGCCCUCCAAAACUGAAAUGAAUUCUUCGACCCUGCCGAGGCGGACCGCAGCAGCUUUCGGCAUAUGUUCCACGAUGUGAUGAAUCCUCCUGUCUCUAAACUGAACCCGAGUUUAGUAUGUUGAUAAUGAUGUUCUAUAUACUUUGUUUAUUGUCGCGCCUUCGAUUCUUGUGCAACUUAGAUCGUUGUAUCGUUAUGAGAUCAUAGAACUAAAUUUGCCUUUUGCG